Molecule: messenger RNA, 735 nt
Organism: Diuraphis noxia (Russian wheat aphid)
Lineage: Eukaryota; Metazoa; Arthropoda; Insecta; Hemiptera; Aphididae
Product: putative nuclease HARBI1
Source: RefSeq, a predicted model, not a curated record
AUGACAAAUGCAGAUAGAAAUGAAGCACGUGAAGAAUUUAAAAAUGCACCACAACCAUUUGAAGGUGCUAUUGGUGCCAUAGAUUGUACCUACAUUAAUAUCCUUGCACCUAAAGAUCACGAAAAAGCUUAUGUGAACCAUCAUGGAAAUCACUCGUUGAAUGUUCAAGCAAUAGUUAGCCCAAAACUGAAAAUUUUAAAUAUCAAUCCAAGAUAUCCAGGAGCUAGAAAUGAUUCAUAUGUAUGGAGCACAUCGCCCAUUCGUCGUGCAAUGGAAUAUCAUUACAAUCAGGGUGAACGCCAUACUUGGCUCAWUGGUGAUUCUGGCUAUCCAUUGGAGCCAUGGCUAAUGACUCCAAUUCCACAUUACAGAGAAGGCACUCGACAAUUACAAUAUACUUUGAAACAUUGUAAGGCAAGGAAUGUUGUCGAACGAUUUUUUGGGGUGUUUAAAAGUGUAUGGAGAUGCCUGUCCUAUCAACGGGUGUUAAUGUAUGCACCCGUUAUGGCAGGAAAAAUUGUAAAUGCUUGUGCAGUUCUCCACAAUAUGCGUAUCCAUUACCGUAUACCAAUAGAAGAAGAAAAUAUUGACAACAGGAAUAUCAACAAUUAUAAUGAAAGAAAUUUGCCACAAAAUGAUGUUGCCAUGAGAGGAGGCCCUAGAGCUGUAGCAAUGCGUAUUCAAAAACAAUUAAUGCAAGAUUGGUUUCCCGGGUAUAUUGAUGGUGACAAUUAA